Molecule: messenger RNA, 1737 nt
Organism: Aquila chrysaetos chrysaetos
Lineage: Eukaryota; Metazoa; Chordata; Aves; Accipitriformes; Accipitridae
Gene: OXNAD1
Product: oxidoreductase NAD binding domain containing 1
Exons: 8
Coding region: 267-1271 (334 amino acids)
Cellular component (GO): mitochondrion
Molecular function (GO): oxidoreductase activity
Source: RefSeq, a predicted model, not a curated record
AGAAUGAAUGAAUCACUUCAUUUUAAUUUUAAGUGUGGAGAGGAAGGAGUUGUAGACAAAAGUAGCACUUGUUUCUCUCCAUGGAGCAAAGGAAGAAAGGGAGUAUUUGGAGUGGCUAUUUCUGUAAGGCUUGGGUAAGAAGAGAGGAAAAAUAAAGGGAGAACAUCCCACCAGACAGGAGCUUGGGAGGCUGAAGCACUGCACUUCUUGUUGGGCAGGGAAUUGCCAAAGAGCUGGAUGAGCCAAGAAAGUCACAGAGAUAACAGAUGGCGGAGAGGCUGUUCACAGGAGCUGGUGAUUCUGAAGACUGCCAAGUCAUCAUGGCUCAUGCUACUAUUUAUGUGGGGUUUACUGUUCCUCAGUUACUGAGAGGUGCUAGCAGAAUUUUUCCCACUCAUUCUGCAUUGGUGGUGAUGAGGCACUCUGAUUUUUGUUACUGCACGGUAAACGGCACAAUAAAAUCAAAAAGGAAAAUGGAUCAUCUAGAGAGAACAGCAAAUAAUUUUCGCCAGGAGGUAAUUUCACAAGCAAAAGUGUGUGGAAUCGCCAAUGAAUCGGAGACAGUCAAAAGGCUUCGUUUGGCUAUUGCAAAUAAAGAUUUUACUUUCAAAGCAGGACAGUGGGUUGAUUUCUUUAUUCCUGGAGUAUCUGUAGUUGGGGGAUUCUCAAUAUGCUCAAGCCCUGGCCUGUUGGAACGAGAAGGAAUAUUAGAGCUGGCAGUAAAGCACACUGUUCAUCCUCCUGCUCACUGGAUUCACACUGAGUGUACUCUUGACUCAGAAGUGGCUCUGCGAGUGGGAGGUGAUUUCUUCUUUGAUCCUCAGCCUGGUGACUCCCCUGUAAAACUAGUGCUGAUAGCAGGGGGUGUUGGAAUUAAUCCAUUGUUUUCUAUACUGCUGCAUAUAGUAGAUCUUCAUGGAUACCAAGAGGGUAAAGGAAACGGAUACAAAAUGGGAACAGUGAAGCUGUACUACAGUGCAAAAAAUACAAGUGAACUCUUAUUUAAGAAAAAUAUUCUCGGUUUGAUGAAUGCAUUUCCUGGAAAGAUCACAUGUCAUUUCCAUGUUACCCAACAGAGUUCACAGAUCUGUAAAGAACUUCAGCCACAUGUUACAGAGGGAAGAAUAUCUGAAAAGGAUCUAGAAAAACAUGUAUCUAAGGAUACUUUAUGGUACAUCUGUGGUCCACCUCCAAUGAUAGAAUCUAUAUCCAAACAACUGUCUAACAUUGGUGUUCCUAGAAACUGUGUUUUCUUUGAGAAAUGGUGGUAGUGACACCUGCUGAACAGAAAAUGUAUUAUUUGUUUCCAGUAUAUUUUGAUAAGCUAAAAUGUACAGAAAUGGACUAUGAAUUAUUUGGAAGAUUUUAUUUCAUACAUGAAGAUGUCCUCAAUCAUGAUAGUGUUCCUUUAAUUUAACUAUAAUACACCUGUAAUACAGUGCUGCUGCUUUUGGGGAAAAAAAGUGAUUUUUAUAUUAAAGACAUUAACUGUUCUGUUUUUUUGAUGGUUUGCUUACUUCUUAUGGGUAGCAGUAUAUUUUCAUUUUAUACACUUGUUUUGUUAGUCAGCUUUUGAAAGACUUUCAGUGUAGAGAAUUAGUUGUGCAGCAAUGCCAGGUCAGUUUAUAAUAAAUAAUAAUUCAGGCCACAACUUCUGAAUCUGCUCCAAAUUAUUGUGCUAAUGAGUCAACACACUGCCUUCCCCAGUUCUGUAUAAUAAAUAUUUUUAUAGAAGUA